Conger conger (European conger) is the source of this 594-nucleotide messenger RNA. RefSeq names its product interferon a3-like. Gene Ontology annotation, cellular component: extracellular region. Bases 1 to 531 code for a protein of 176 amino acids. Gene Ontology annotation, molecular function: cytokine receptor binding. NCBI's taxonomy places the organism in Eukaryota, Metazoa, Chordata, Actinopteri, Anguilliformes, Congridae. Gene Ontology annotation, biological process: defense response. The transcript has 5 exons. The record is from RefSeq and is a predicted model, not a curated record.
AUGGACGGGAGAAAGUUCUUAUCCCUGUUUAUUAUUUGCAGCGCGCAGGACUUCUGCGAAGGCUGCGACUGGAUUCAGCGCGGAUUCAGGCUGGUGGGCGGCGAAUCCCUCUCUCUGCUCAGUGACAUGGGUGGAGAUAUUACUGAUGAUAAGGUACCUGUACCUUUCCCAAAAACCCUGUACAGGAGCAUCCGAAACGCAGAGAUGGACGACAAAGUCAAAUCCCUGCACGAGGCCAUUGAUCAGAUCAUCGAACUGUUCCAUGGGAAUUUGGAUGCUGUGACGUGGAACAUGGAGAAAGUGGAGCACUUUCUCACUCUCCUUCACCGACAGUCUCGCGAACUUGAGAAAUGUGUUUCUUCUGCAAGCAAGUAUGAGAGGAGACUGGAUGGAUACUUCAGAAAGUUGAAAAAUGUCUUAAAGCAGAGGAAGUAUGACGCACAUUCAUGGGAACUCAUCAGAAAAGAAGUGAAACGCCAUCUUCAAAGACUGGACCUGAUUUCGGCUGCAAUGAAGACACCAGCAAAUUAAUCACCAAAGCAUGGCCCUGCGCACCUUACUUUGUCAGAGAAAGAGCGUACAUAUAAUGGGAUC